CGCGCACCGUUUGGACGACUCGACUAUAUGAAUAUGUGUUAUAUGUUCUGUUAAACCGCGUGUGUUAUUGUCAUCCAACACAGUGGCUUAUUCGUGAUCAGUUUACUUAGGAAUAUCACAGUUUUGUAUGGCGUAAACUACAUUUUACGUUGUUUGCAAUUGCAGAAGGAUUCAAUUUGUUGAUGUAGAGAAUUUCUUAUCUGAGUUUUGUGAUUUUUGCACGAUUGUUUAUCUGUAUUACCUAUUGUAACGAAUAGGUAUUUUGUAUACAGUGCGUGGAUCGUUUUGACUAUUAUAACGACAAUAUCGUAUUAUCCAUUGUCAGAGGGUUUUCUAGAGAAAGUGAUGAAUGGCGAAGAAAUUGAAUUCGAGCCUAUUUUACAAGUGCUCGCGUUAAAAAAGAUCACGAACUUCGCAUAUUUAGCAGAAGACAAAGAUAGAUUCAGAUUAAAACUCUCUGAUGGACGAACUUACAACUCGUUUGUAAUGUUAGGCACACCCUUAAAUUUCUUAGUGCAUUCAAAUUUUCUAACUGAAUACAGCAUUCUGAAGAUUAAAAAUUAUGUGAUCACGCACAUAAAAGUCAAUGGUCAAACGAAGUCAGUAAUGGUUAUAUUAAAUUCAGAUGUAUUAGCACCAGGACACGAAGUGAAAAAAGUUUUAGGCAGCGUCGAUGUCGCCUUUAUUGAUAAGAACAAUUUCAAUUUUUCGAUAUCAAUGAUUAAUUUAUAGAUUUUUUUUUCGUAUUUUAAUUUUAAAAGCGCAUUGUAAUUUAAUUGCAAGUAUUAAUAUACGGUAUAUAGUUUGAAUGCAAAGUGAUAACAUGCGAAAAAGAUUAUGUAUGUACAUAAAGUGUAUUCUGGCGCAUAAACCGUAACGAUAUGCAUUCACGAAAAAUAAUUAUUUUCCUGAUACCGCUGUUUUUUAUACUUUUGUAAUUUAAAGAAUAAAAAAUUAUUAAAAAUA
Molecule: messenger RNA, 966 nt
Organism: Nasonia vitripennis (jewel wasp)
Lineage: Eukaryota; Metazoa; Arthropoda; Insecta; Hymenoptera; Pteromalidae
Product: replication protein A 70 kDa DNA-binding subunit-like
Exons: 4
Coding region: 346-732 (128 amino acids)
Biological process (GO): DNA replication
Cellular component (GO): nucleus
Molecular function (GO): DNA binding
Source: RefSeq, a predicted model, not a curated record